This is a messenger RNA of Catharus ustulatus (Swainson's thrush), 876 nucleotides long. It is a transcript of the gene MRPL20, whose product is annotated as mitochondrial ribosomal protein L20. Gene Ontology annotation, biological process: ribosomal large subunit assembly; translation. The record is from RefSeq and is a predicted model, not a curated record. Gene Ontology annotation, molecular function: rRNA binding; structural constituent of ribosome. Bases 254 to 706 code for a protein of 150 amino acids. Gene Ontology annotation, cellular component: ribosome. The transcript has 4 exons. NCBI's taxonomy places the organism in Eukaryota, Metazoa, Chordata, Aves, Passeriformes, Turdidae.
GGAGGCAGAGGAGGAAGGAGCAGAGGAAGCAGAAGGAAGCACUGCAGGAAGCAGAGGGAAGCUCGGAGGAAGGACCGGAGAAAGCACCGGGAAUCUCAGGAGCAGGACGGGAGGAAGCAGAGGGGGAAGGACCGGAGGAAGCGGAGCGGAGCUCGGCGCCGCCCCGGAAGGCGCGCCGUGCCGUGCUAUAUCGUGCCGUGCCGUGCUAUAUCGUGCCGUGCCGUGCUAUAUCGUGCCGUGCCGUGCCGCAGCCAUGGUGGUGCUGAGCGCGGCGCGCUGGGUGCGCAGCCGGCUCUCGGAUCGCUUCUGGAGGGUGCAGGAGGUGCUCAAGUACGCUCGGCAUUUUCGUGGCAGGAAGAACCGCUGCUACAAGCUGGCAGUGAAGAGCGUCCGCAGGGCUUUUGUGAGAUCCACCAAGGCCAGGAGGGAGAAGAAGAGAUUCCUCAGAGCACUCUGGAUCACAAGGAUUGAAGCAGCUUCCCUUGAACAUGGUUUGAAGUACCCAGCCUUCAUCAGCAACCUGCUCAAGUCCCAGGUGGAGCUGAACAGGAAAGUUUUGGCUGACUUGGCUAUUUAUGAACCAAAGACAUUCAAAUCCCUGGCAGCUUUAGCCCAGAGGAGGAGGCAGGAAGGGUUCCUGGCUGCCCUGGGAGAUGGAAAAGAGCCAGAGGGAAUAUUUUCACGUAUUGUGCACCACCACUAUUGAUCCCAGAGUCUGUGUACGUGUUUGAGAAGCAAACCUGCCGUGGGACUGCUGCUGAAAUGGAAAAUGUGAAACAAAUCCUCUAAGGAUCUUCUCCUUGAUGCAAUUUUCCCUGUGUUGUUGUCACUGAAAGCUGUUAAAUGAAAAUAUAAUAAAGGUUGUUUUUUUGGUUU